AUGGAAGAAACAUCUCUGCUGUUGCUGCUCGCUCGUCUGACCGUGACCCCCCACAGCUCCCAGUUUUUUGAAGAUGAAUCAUUCUCUCUGCGCUGUGAGGAGGACGACGGUUCUGCUGGAUGGACGACGAUGAGGACCACCAAAAAUCGACAGAGGACCAAGUGUGGAGUUGACUGGGGAACGUCAGAUGGUUCCUUCUGUUACAACACUGUAACAGCACCCUGGGAUACUGGAGUUUACUGGUGUGAGUCCAGAGAGGGAGCAACCAGUAACAGCAUCAACAUCACUGUCACUGGUGGACCAGUGAUCCUGCAGAGUCCUGUCCUCCCUGUGAUGGAGGGAGAUGAUGUCACUCUGCACUGUAAAACAGAGAUCUCCAACCUCCCAGCUGGUUUCUAUAAAGAUGGCUCCCUCAUCAGGACUGAGCCUGCAGGUCACAUGACCAUCCACCGGGUUUCCAAGUCUGAUGAAGGCCUCUACAUGUGUCACAUCAGCAGUCAUGGAGAGUCUCCAUCCAGCUGGAUCUCUGUCACAGGUAAACCUACAACCACAACCCCGCCCCAUGUGUCUGAAGUCCCGCCCCCUGCAUCUGGAGCCCCGCCUCCUGUCUCAGCUCCUCUCCAGCUUGUGUUCACACUGGUCCGCCACCUAGUAGUGAUCUGUCCGUACUUCAUCUCCACUCUCCUCAUGGUGUCUUUAUAUCGACACAGGCCAACAGGAAACAACCUUCCUGUCUCCAUGGCAACACCCCUGCCCGACCAAGCUGGAGGUAGAUUGGCCGAGGACUAUGAUGACGUCAUGGAAGUCACCACCGAGCAUCAGUUCUGA
Scomber japonicus (chub mackerel) is the source of this 828-nucleotide messenger RNA. RefSeq names its product Fc receptor-like protein 5. Lineage: Eukaryota; Metazoa; Chordata; Actinopteri; Scombriformes; Scombridae. Gene Ontology annotation, molecular function: transmembrane signaling receptor activity. The record is from RefSeq and is a predicted model, not a curated record. The coding region runs from base 1 to 828 and encodes 275 amino acids. The transcript is spliced from 5 exons. Gene Ontology annotation, biological process: cell surface receptor signaling pathway.